CUCGGUGUCCGGGCGGUGCUGAGCGGCCGGGGCGGCGGCGGGUCCCAGCGCGGCCGCGAGCGCCAUGGUCUCCCGGUUCUCCGAAGCCUCUCGAGCCGCGCUGCCCUCGCCAUGCUGCGCCUGCUGCCAUGGCUCCGUGCUCUGACCCGGGAGAGCGUGCGGCCGGGAGUCCUGCAGGGCCUGGCUGCUGGUGACAGGAGCGGGGCCGGGAUGUAUCCUGCCUGCUACUGUGCAGGCAAAGCGAAGCAGCGGGCUGUGCUGCUCCCCCUGGACCCCUACGGCCAUGGGCUGCUGCACACCUUUCCCCCGGAUGCCUACAGGACUCGAGGCCAUGGCAAGAGGAAGAGCUGGAACUUCAUCCACGAGAAGAUGAGUUAUGACACCUUCUUCACAAUGAAGCGUCUGAUAGAGCGCUCGCGCAGCGUGGGGGAAGUGCUGCGGUGGGUCACGCAGAACCCCAGCAAGGUGUCCGCCAGCCACUACCCCAUCGCCCUGCACAAGCUGGGCCAGCUCUUGCAGCAGCAGCAGCAGGGCCAGGCCACGGUGAACGGGGAGAGCCGCGGGCCUGGCCAGAUGCUGGAGCAGCCAGAGUUUCAGACUCUCUGUCAGGCCAUCAUCAGCGGCUGCUCCAAGUUUGAUAACUUCAGCAUUGUCAACUGCCUGUACGCUGCUGCUGCGCUGGGCCUGCCAGGGGAAUCACCGCUGGUGCGAGUGCUGGAGGAUGAAUCCCGGAGCCGCCUGGGCCGCUUCAACCAGAAGGACGUCUCCAUGGUCUUCAGCAGCGUGAUGAGGCUCCAUCCGUCCAGCCCACACCCCCUGGUUGAGUCUUGCCUCAGCAGUUUGGAGCGGCACCUGGAGAAGGAGCGUCACCCCCAGACCCUCUUCCUCCUCCUCUCCUACUACCGACUGCGGGCUCAGGCGCUGCAGGGACACCCGGCCUCCGACCAGCAGCUGAUCAACAACCGCAAGAUCCUGCGCCUCGUCAGGCACACGCUGGGGCAAGUGAGUGCCAUGCGGGAGCAUGAGCUGGCCCUUUUGGACGAGAUGCUGGCUCUGUGCGCCCAGGAGGCGAACAACAAGGCCCUGGAGGCCAUCUUCAGCUCUCAGCUCUUCUACGAGAACCGCCAAGAGCGAUUCAUCCGCAGUAUGGCAGAGUGGCUCCCCAGGAAGGCAGAGAACCUUACCCCCUACACCAUGGCCCUCAUUGCCAAGUAUGUGGCCCGGCACCGGCUGCGUGAGCCACGGCUGCUUGAUACCAUCGCAAACUUUCUCCUGAAGCGUGGGGAGCAGCUUGACAGCAAGGUGAUCCAGAAGCUGGUGUUUCCCUUCAGCCGCAUGAAUUACCGCCCAUCCAACCACAGCGAGCUCUUCCCCAAGCUGGAAGCCAUCCUGGAGCAGAAAGCUGGCAGCUCACCCCUGGCGACUGUCAACAUCCUCAUGUCCAUGUUUCAGCUUAGCCAUUUCCCCCAGUCCGUCCUGCACCAAGUCUUCUCCCCAGCCUUUAUCACCAAUGUUAUGAGCAGCCCCUACGCGCUGAUUGUGCGCCGCUACCUCUCGCUGCUGGACGCGGCGGUGGAGCUGGAGUUCCACGAUUACAGCGGCCCGCGCCUCGACCCGCGCUACCGCGUCCUCAUGUUCGAGCAUGCCCUGACGGCUGAUGAGGCCAACAGAAAGUACAGUUACAAGGGGCUGGUGGCCGAGGCCCUGCGGCAGCUGGUGGGAGAAGAGUGCUAUCGGCAGGACGAGGUGCUGCCCCCAGGAUACUGCACAGACUUCUUGCUGUGGAUUAACCGCUCGGGCACUGUGCUGCCUCUCUCCCGUGUUCCUGCGGCUUCCAAGGCUCCCCCUGCCCACACUACAACGUCCCCUGCCGCCAUUUCCUUGCGCUCGACCGUCCUGGCCCUCACCUCGGACUUGCAGGACUUUGCCCCGUUUGCUCCAGAGACGCCAAGCAGCCCCCCGGGCUCCCGGGAGAGCAACCUGGCUGGGCGGUUCCUGCCCACACUUUGCCCUGCCCCAGGGGGCCCCUGCUACCAGCCCUCCUCGGACUAUUACUGUGGCCUGAGCAAAGAGUCUUCCCUGGAGAGCCAAGGCAGCUCCACAUUAAGCAGCCCUUCCGAGUGCCUCUCCGCACAGCCGGCUGGCACCCCUGACUGCUCCCCCAGGGGCACCUCCACAGCCACCCUCUUCCAGUUCCCCAUCGGCAAGAUUCUGGAGGAGGAGGAGGAGACUACCGCUGGGUGCCCUGGGCACGAUCACAACUGCUUCCAAGGGGAGCAGGCCCAGGAGGAACCGGAGGAAAGGAGCCCACCCCCCAGUGAGGAUGCCUGCCCUCCGCCCUCUCCGUGCCGGCCCAGCCCCAAGAGAGGGCCGGGUGAUGGACCGCAGGGAGCCGAAGAGAUUCAGAGGGUGGUGCUGUCGGUCAACGACAAAUGGCAUUACUGCCAGAACUCCGACAUACUGGUGGGCUCGCGAGCCAUGAGGGACAGGCACUUGCGACUGCUGGGCUACUGUCUGGUUCAGCUGCCCUACACGGAGCUGGAGAAGGUGAGUGGCAUCGAGGAGGCCAAGCACUACCUGCGGCAGAAGCUGAGGGAGCUGCGCUUCUGAGGGACGGAUGCCCCGAGUCCCGGGCCCUGGGCGGGGAGGGGGCAGAGUGGGGAGGGCGCAGGUGGGUGCUGCCAGCGCCUUGCCCCUGGGGAGGGGGGAGAUGGAGCUGCCCCCCAUCCCAGGGGGAUACAGGGCCAGGCUGUGGGCACCUGCUCCUUGAUGUGGGGCUGGGGUAGUG
Molecule: messenger RNA, 2788 nt
Organism: Haliaeetus leucocephalus (bald eagle)
Lineage: Eukaryota; Metazoa; Chordata; Aves; Accipitriformes; Accipitridae
Gene: FASTK
Product: Fas-activated serine/threonine kinase
Exons: 10
Coding region: 112-2610 (832 amino acids)
Biological process (GO): regulation of mitochondrial mRNA stability; mitochondrial RNA processing
Cellular component (GO): ribonucleoprotein granule; mitochondrial matrix
Molecular function (GO): RNA binding
Source: RefSeq, a predicted model, not a curated record